UUUCACUUUAUUUUAAUACAAAAAUUAUAAAUAUAUGCAGGUAAUAAAAUAUAAAAAGUCCAAGCAACUCAAUAUUUGCUUGGAAGCUACAACAAUGGAUGAAGAAAACUACUUCUCCAAAAACUAUCUUUAUCUGAAAGCAGAAGUUGCCAGCUGGUUUGAUUGCCUAAGAAUUCUACAUUCAAAUGAUUUGGAGAAGAGAGAUUUCUGCAACACUCAGAUUGGAGGCGGAGUCACCGGAUUCCGAUACAGAUGGAUUGUUUUCAUCUCUGUGCUGCUCCAGAAAGCCUUGCUUCACUUGAAGAAUCCCAUGGCCGCGCUCGGCGCCGCCAUCGAGCUAUGCCUCAACUAUCCGCCCUUCAACGGUGGCUACCGCCGCCUCUUCUUCAACAUUUUCACAGGGAGGGUGGUGAAGCCGGAUAGAACAUCAGCAAAAUUCACGUCUAUGGUUGGAAAUGCUGACAGGAGAUGGGAUUUGAAGAGAAAUUAUUAUGAAAACACAGCUGCAGCAUUCAUCGCAAUAAUGGCUUCCAAAUUGUCGUACGAAAAUGAAUCAUUUGCUCGAAACAUUGUCACGCAUCAUUGGGAGAUGGAAUUUAUUGGGUUCUUCAACUUUUGGAAUGAUUUUCAGGAAGUGAAGUCGACAUAUGCAACCAUGUUCCGAGACAAAAACCGAAUCGUGAUAGCAUUCAGAGGCACAGAGCCAUUCGACAGCGAUGCAUGGCGCACCGACAUCGACGUCUCCUGGUACGAGUUCCCCGGCGCCGGCAAGAUCCACGGCGGCUUCAUGAAAGCCCUCGGCCUCCAGAAAUCCGCCGGCUGGCCCAAGCACGCGCCAACUCCCACAAAACCAUUCGCCUACUACGCGCUCCGAGAGAUGCUCGAAACCCUAAUGCACGAAAACGGCGACGCGAAAUUCAUAUUGACCGGCCACAGCCUCGGUGGGGCAUUAGCAAUUUUGUUUGCCGGCAUUCUGGCUAUGCACGAUGAGGAAUCGUUGCUGACGAGGUUGGAAGGAGUGUACACAUUUGGGCAGCCAAAGGUGGGGAACGAGCAAUUUGGGGAGUACAUGAAGCAAAAAAUGAAGUUGUAUGAUAUCAAGUAUUUUAGGUAUGUGUAUUGCAAUGAUGUGGUGCCUAGGUUGCCUUAUGAUGACAAGGCAUUCUUGUUCAAGCAUUUUGGGCCUUGCUUCUACUUCAAUAGCUGCUACAAGGGCCAGGUUGUUGAGGAGGAAGAUGACGACAAGUAUUUCUCGUUACUCUAUGUUGUACCGAAGGUUUUGAAUGCGGUUUACGAGCUUAUUAGAAGUUUGAUGUUACCUUGGAUAAAGGGGGAGGAGUAUAGAGAAGGAUGGUUUAUGAAAUUGUUUAGGCUAACCGCCUUGGUUACCCCGGGCUUAACCGAUCAUUUUCCACUAGAAUAUGAUAAUAUUACUAGAUCACAAAAAAUUGGCCUCAUCAAUAUAUUCCCGGGGGCUCAUUGAUAUUUAAUUCAAUAGUGUGUAAUACUCUAUACAUAUGCAUAGAGAUAAAUAAAAUUGUGUGCUAGUAUAAUUAAUUAAUCAACAAUUACAAUUCAAUA
Salvia miltiorrhiza (redroot sage) is the source of this 1581-nucleotide messenger RNA. RefSeq names its product triacylglycerol lipase OBL1-like. The coding region runs from base 35 to 1483 and encodes 482 amino acids. Gene Ontology annotation, biological process: lipid metabolic process. Lineage: Eukaryota; Viridiplantae; Streptophyta; Magnoliopsida; Lamiales; Lamiaceae. Gene Ontology annotation, molecular function: triacylglycerol lipase activity. The transcript is spliced from 5 exons. The record is from RefSeq and is a predicted model, not a curated record.